AUGCUCCUCGAAACGUCGUCGACUGCGGUAUUUGAAGCCGCGUCGUGCUUGACACUGUCGACGCAAUGGCGCAUGGGUGUCGCGGUUGCUCUUCUAUGCGCGGUCGUCGCGUCCGUGUCGGUGAUGCUCUACGCAGUCGAGGACGCAUACGGCCUCCAUUGGACCUACCAGCGCACGCUUCAAGUCUCGGUCGUAUUGCUUCUCGGCGUUGGCGGUGGUAGCUACGCCGAGUGGCAUUUUCAAGGGUCGGUUCUGAGCGACUAUGGCGUCGGCCGUCUCCUUGGUGUGCUCUUACCCCACACACUGUUUCUCACCAACCUCCUUCCGCCCUUGUACCAGCUCGGUGUGUGCCACCGCGCGGUGGAGCCCACGGCGGCGACGCACGACGACGUCGCGCUCUUUCACCGGUUUCUUCGGCGCCCCGACGCGUACCUCGUGUUUCUUCGCUACUGCCGCCUUGCGCUGCGACUCGAAGAGCUGCUGGCAUGGAAAGCGAUCGAGCGCGUUGACCAGAAGCCAUGGACGCUCGUCAGCAGCUGGAAGCUCUACACGCGCUGCAUGGAUACCUCGGCGCCGUUCUUGACAGACACGGGUCGGCGCUGGCAGCCGUACUACAUGAUCAAGCUCAAGAGCCAUCCAGCCCGACGACACGCCGCUACCGCCCGGUUUCUUUGAGCCGUUGAUGGCCGACCUCGUGCGGGAUUUGAAUCUUGACGUGCUGCCUUGGUUUGAACGCCAUUCGCUCGGUAUGGCGUGGCUCGAAUUCCGCUUCUACAACGUACACGCGUCCCAGCGUGCGCCGUCGGGCAGCGGCCGCACGCACUCGUCGGUCGCGACGGAGCUCGUUUGUGCUCUCGGCGCCGCUCGAG
Messenger RNA from Saprolegnia parasitica CBS 223.65, 869 nucleotides. RefSeq lists its product as hypothetical. Bases 1 to 675 code for a protein of 224 amino acids. The transcript has 2 exons. The record is from RefSeq and is a predicted model, not a curated record. NCBI's taxonomy places the organism in Eukaryota, Oomycota, Saprolegniomycetes, Saprolegniales, Saprolegniaceae.